AUACUCUAUAGUCUAUAGUGUUUAGUAUUAACGUCAAACACUGUGCUUCGUUCAUUUUCGGCUUCCUCGACUUGCUGUAGUCACGUUGUUUAGCGGCCAUUGAAAUUCUAUUAUUUUUACGCGUGUAAUUUAAAUAAUCCUUAGUAUUUUAAUAAUUCGUAUUUUUCUAUUUUUAUUAUUAAGCUGUCAUAAUAUACCACCGAUAAAAUGUGGAGCAUAGUAAUGGAACCAGGGAAAAAAUACAGCACUGUUGUCGAAAACACUUUCCAUCUAUCAAUGGCUACGCUAGAUUUAGAAACCGUUAAAAAGGCUGAUGACGUACAUACUGUUUAUGUUGAGACUGAUGAUAAUCCACGGGUAAUUCUUUGUCAUCUGUCUAAAGCAUCUAAGUUGUUCCAAUGCCGAUUGGAUCAUAUUUUCCCACGAGGAACAGAUUUGAAGUUUGUAACAUCAGCCACUGCUAACAUACAUAUGACUGGAUAUUUAGAUUUAAAUGAAGACGAUGAAUUGUAUUCAGAUUUAGAAAGUGAUUCUGAAGAUGAAGGAACACAAAUUGAAGAGAAACCAACACAAGGAAAAGGAAAUAAACGUAAAUCAGAAGAUAAUACUUCAAAAAAGAAUAAAUCUAUUAAAUUGGAUAAAAGUAAUCAAUUUGAUAAAGAUAGUGAUGAUGAAAAUGAAACUGAUGAUGAAACUAUGGAUUUCGAAGAUGAUAGUGAUGAUGAUGAUAAUGAAGGAUUAACAUUGAGUGAUUUAGCCGAUGAUGAUGAUGAUGAUGAUGAUGAAGAAGAUGAUGACGAAGAUGAUGACGUUGACGAUGAUGAUGACGAAGAUGAAGAAGAUGACGAAGAUGAAACUGAAGAUAUACCGGUAUUAACUAAAAAAACAAAAGAACAGCAAAAAACUCCAAAAAAACAAUUGAAUGGAAAUGACAUAAAGACUCCUAAAAAAGAACAGAUGACACCAAAAGGUCAAAAAACUCCAUUGCCCAAAACACCCAAGACACCCAAGACACCUGAUGCUAAUCAAACUUUAGUAAAUGGUUCAACAGAAAGUAGUAAAAAAAAUAAAAAUAAAGACCCUAAAGCCCCACUUAGUGGAUUAAAAACUAAACCAGAUACUCCGCUUCCUAAAGAUAAGCAAAAUCAGCAACAAAAGUUAAAUGGUGGAGUUAUUAUUAAUGAUAUUAAAGUUGGUGAUGGAGCUGUAGCAAAACCAGGAAAAAAUGUUAAAGUGUAUUAUAUUGGUCGCUUGAAAUCUACUGGUAAAGUUUUUGAUUCAAUGCAGAAAGGGCCUGGAUUCACAUUUGGAUUACAACGUGGUGAAGUCAUUAAGGGUUGGGAUAUUGGUAUUGCUGGUAUGAAAGUUGGAGGCAAAAGGAAAGUUAUAUGUCCUCCAAAUAUGGCAUAUGGUGCUAAAGGGAGUCCACCUGAAAUUCCACCGAAUAGUACUUUAGUUUUUGAUGUUGAACUAAAACAUGUUAAUUAAGUUUUUCCAUUAUAUCUUUUAUUCCGACUGAUAUUCCUAUGAUUAUUUGUUAAUUACCACUCAUUUUUCUACAAUAACCACAAAUAACGAAUAUCAGUAUUCCGUUUUUGUUACAAAUAAAAAUUAAAAACUAUUUUUAAUAUAAUUUAGUUUUUGAAUUUGAGAUAAUUUUAUCUUAAGUAUACAGUUGUACAUCAUAAUAUUUUAAUUGUUAACGUUUUUUGGCAUUUGUAGAAAGUAUUUGUGUCCAAUCUACCUAGCAAUGACUUACCAAUUGUGUAUGAAUGACUUAUAAUAAAAUAAUUCUUAAUUUUAGAAUUA
Molecule: messenger RNA, 1809 nt
Organism: Melanaphis sacchari
Lineage: Eukaryota; Metazoa; Arthropoda; Insecta; Hemiptera; Aphididae
Gene: Fkbp39
Product: 46 kDa FK506-binding nuclear protein
Exons: 9
Coding region: 208-1488 (426 amino acids)
Cellular component (GO): nucleolus; chromatin
Molecular function (GO): macrolide binding; peptidyl-prolyl cis-trans isomerase activity
Source: RefSeq, a predicted model, not a curated record